AAAUAUAUCUUAAAAUUAAAAAAAUUAGAAAAUAUUUUUUUUUAGAAAUUAAUAAAUUUAUAAAUUAGUAAAAUAUUAAAGUAUCUACAUUGUUAAUUUAUAGAGUUUUUAUUGUAAAUACACGCUCCCUUUAAAAGAAAGAAAGAAAUAACACAACAAUUCAGUAUUAGCCCCCACCACUAACGGACAACUGUUUAAAGUUGUUAACUAAUUAGUCAAGUUGAUUAAUUACACACAUAAAUAAUCAAAACUCUUCUGCUAAUUAGCCUAUUAAAUGGAACAGAUACUAGUCAAAGUUAGUACACAAAUGUAUUCUCAAUACACAUUUUACAUCUUCCCGUACAAGCUUUUAUAACUAGUAUAUACAGUUAUAUAAUGAGAUCGUCGUUAUCUUCUCAUUCUCCAAUUAUAUGUGUUUAUUUGGCUGAAAAGCGUAUCUGUAAUCAUUGCAAUUUGUCAUUUGAUUCAUAAUAAUAUUGUAAUCCUUUCCACAUGUAUAUUGUCUAUUUAUAUAGAUACAUAACAAUUAUGUAGAAUUUUGACUAAUAGCUUUUCGAUUUAGACCAGAUUCACACGUUUAUUGCUCAAUUAAAAUUAAAAGUUCAGGAAUACUAUGAGAGAUCUUUUGUACUUACUAAAGUUAAUAUGACCAUUAGAGUAGUGGAGAAUCAAAACAAAAAAAAAAGUUUUUUGGCGUAGCAUAAUAAUAAAAAACGAAACGUGAAUAUUUAAGAAAAAUGUAAUUUGUUGUAUAUUUUUAUACAUAAAAAGUUCACCAAAAAGAAAAGAAAAAAGAGAAGAAAAACGCCGUUGGGGGAAAAUGGUGACGAAUGGAAAACGGAACCGUGAAGACGGAGUCUCUGUUCUGUCGUGUCAAAUAAAAGGAAAAAAACGACUUUGAGGAGGGUCUUUGUCAUGUUUUUAAUUUUCUAAGUCCAUUAAACAAAAGCAUAAAAACUUAAUUAAGAAAUUAAAAAUUGGAAUAAACUCUAGUUGGAAUUAAAAAAAAGAGAGAGAGAGAGAGAAAGAAGCAAGGGAAGAGAGGAGAGAGAAAAAGGAGGGAACAGUUAAUGGCGGAGCAGUAUAAGGAAUCGCGUCUCUCUAGAAAUCUGCCAUAGCUGUAAAAACAGUUGAAAGAAAGAAAGAAAGAAGGAAGAAGAAGAUAGUGUUGAUAUUGUUGUUAGUGGUAGAGGAAGAAGAAGAAGAAGAAGAAGAAGAGAGAUUAAAAAAAAAAAAGAAUAAGAAAAAAAACUGUAAAUGAGAGCUAGAAAAGGAACCUUCUCUGUACUUCUCCUUUUAAUUCUCAUUCUCCCCAGUCUUUAAUCUUUUUUCUCUCUAUUUUACUUUCCCUUUUCUUCUUCUUCAAUUUCACUCUUUAUUGAUCUUUAAAAGCUGUGAUCGAGUCAAAGGUCUUCUUCUUAGUUUGUUUUUUUUGGUGGGUUGUUGUCUUGUUGAUAUUGGAUCUGUUUUUUGGUCCAAGAUUUUAAUCUUGAGGGGUUCUUGAUCUAGGAUUUGACAUAUCUAUAUCUGAAAUUGAUGUAGGACUUUGUUUUUAUUUAGAAAAAAAAAAAGAAAAAAAAUAAAAAAAGAGUCUGUUUCAUAUCCAAAUCUACCCACCAUUUUUGUUGUGGGAGGUUUUUAAAAAUAAUUCAUAAUCAUACUAAAAAAAUUCAAAGCUAAAGAUUUUUUUAAUCUUCCAUUCAAAAUCUGAGGGGAGAGAAUAGAGAAUAGAGAGAGAGAGUUUUUUGUUUGUUUCUUCUUAUAAUUAGGAGUAUUUUGAUAGUUUAGGGGAAUACCUGAUGCUUCACUGCUAGAUCUACUCAAGUCUUGGAUAACUUCAGAUUCAAACCAAUCUCCUUGUUGCUACUUUGAAACAACCAUGCCUAUCAUUUCCAAAACCUGCAAUGACUGUGGAACCAACCUCCACUGUGGCUACUCUUGCCUUACCUGUGGCCAUUCCUGGUGCAAGAGCUGCUACUCUGAUUCUGACACAGAGGAGAGACCAGAAGAUCUCAAGAAGCUGUGCAGAGAAUGUGAUGGUGAGGUUCUUGAGCUGAGAGGGAAGAGCUAUGAUAAGGUUCAUCCUGGUGAUAGCCCUGAAAGUGAGAACUCUAGCCUUGAAAUCAGAGAUUGCAGGAACAUCGCCUCUAUUCGUUGCUAUCCUAGCAGGGGAGAGGAGGAAGAAGGAGGUGGAAACAGUGGUAAACAGUUUCUAAGCCCUUCGAGUGAAUACAAUCAAGACAGUUCAGAUGUAGAGUCGGGUAGUGUUAGUAGACAUGAGCAUUUUAGUUGCAAGUCUUCUGCUGGGUCCAGUCCUCACGACAGUCCAUUAAGGAACAAUUUUAGUCCUCUUGGGCGCUUUGUACAGCACGCCAAAGACCUCAGUCCCACUAAGCCGGAUCAGAGGUGCACGGAACCAGAAGAGCAGGAGGAGGAGGAUACGUUGCAAGAACCGUUGGAUUUUGAGAACAACGGACGCAUCUGGUAUCCUCCCCCUCCUGAAGAUGAGAACGAUGACGCUGAGAGUAACUACUUUGCAUAUGAUGACGACGAAGACGAUGAUGAUAUUAGGGAGACUGCUACUGAGUUUUCAUUGAGUAGUAGCUUUGCUAGCCACGCCCCUAAACUAGGAGACAACAGUAAUGAGCCUCUUAGAACAGUGGUGCACGACCAUUUCCGAGCUCUAGUUGCAGAGCUAUUACGUGGAGAGGAGCUUACUCCUUGUGAUGAUGACGAGGGCAGUGCUGGUGACUGGCUGGAUAUCGUCACUGCUUUAGCGUGGCAGGCCGCCACUUUCGUGAAGCCGGACACUCGUGCAGGCGGCAGUAUGGAUCCUGGGAGCUAUGUUAAAAUCAAAUGUGUAGCAUCAGGAAACCAAAACGAGAGCAUCCUCAUAAGGGGAAUAGUGUGCAGCAAGAACAUAACGCACAAGCGAAUGACCUCCCAAUACAAACAUCCGAGGCUGCUGCUAUUAGCCGGGUCUCUAGAGUAUCAACGAGUUGCAGGACAGUUAGCGUCAUUUAACACGUUGCUCCAACAGGAGAAUGAUCAUCUCAAGGCGAUUAUAUCGAAAAUAGACUCCCUUCAUCCCAAUGUUCUCUUGGUAGAGAAAAGCGUAUCUUCGUAUGCUCAGCAGUACCUUCUAGAGAAGGAUAUUUCAUUGGUGCUCAAUGUGAAAAGGUCGUUGCUGGACCAAAUAGCCCGUUGCACCGGUGCUGUUGUUUGCCCUUCUGUAGAUAGGAUCUCUACUGCUCAGUUGGGGCAUUGUGAGGUGUUUAGGACUGAGAAAGUGUUGGAGCAGCAUGAAGCUGGGAGAAAACGUUCUAGGACAUUGAUGUACUUUGAAGGUUGUCCUAAGCGCCUAGGUUGCACGGUUGUGCUUAAGGGGAGUUGUCGUGAAGAGCUAAAGAAGGUUAAGCAUGUGAUUCAGUAUGCUGUGUUUGCAGCUUACCACUUAUCAUUGGAGACUUCCUUCCUUGCGGAUGAAGGUGCUUCUCUGCCUAAAAUUAGACUUAAGCAACCAGGGAUGGUGCGGUCUGCUUCAGAUAGGAGAAUGAUUGAUGAUGGCAUUUCCUUAGUAACUCAUUCUCCUACAGAGAAAGAUCUUCAAGCUUUGAUUGAUACAGCUGGACAGGAGGAAGAUGAAACUACAGCACUGGUGCCAGAUCAUGAGGCUUGUGAAUCCGAGGAUUUUGAUCCGAGUGUGUUAUUCCCAUCUUCUUCAGACAUGAAAUCUUGUGAAGUUGACACUGAGCAAUGUGAUGCACUGAAUAGAGAUUUACCUGACAGUUUGGUAAUAAGAUCUUAUUCGGCAACUGAUUUGAGAGGUGAAGAGGAGAAUCAGUUAGUGAACAUGCACAACUUGCCACAUCAUGAGAAUCUCGAUGAAGAUGAUGUUUCUAGUGAAUAUUUCUCUGCUGCGGACUCUCACCAGAGCAUACUAGUCUCGUUUUCAAGCCGCUGUGUGUUGAAAGAGUCAGUAUGUGAACGGUCAAGACUAUUGCGGAUUAAGUUCUAUGGAUCCUUUGAUAAACCUCUCGGAAAAUACUUGAAAGAUGAUCUCUUCGAUCAGACUUCAAGUUGUAGAACGUGUAAGGAGCUGGUUGAUGCUCAUGUCCUCUGCUACUCUCACCAAAAUGGGAACCUUACUAUAAACGUUAGACGUCACUCAUCCAUGAAGCUUCCCGGUGAACAAGAUGGGAAGAUAUGGAUGUGGCAUCGGUGCCUGAGAUGUGCACAUGUAGAUGGUGUCCCGCCUGCUACUCGUAGAGUAGUUAUGUCUGAUGCUGCAUGGGGACUGUCCUUUGGGAAGUUUCUUGAACUUAGCUUUUCGAAUCAUGCUACUGCUAAUCGUGUUGCGUCCUGUGGCCAUUCACUUCAGAGAGACUGCCUUCGGUUCUAUGGAUUCGGAAACAUGGUUGCUUUCUUUAGAUACUCUCCCAUCAACAUACUUACUGUCUUCCUUCCUCCAUCAAUGCUUGAAUUCAACAGCCAUCCUCAACCGGAUUGGAUACGUACAGAGGCAGCUGAGCUUAUGGGUAAAAUGAGGACUAUGUACGAGGAGGUAUCUGGUAUGAUCAAACGCAUGGAAGAGAAGAGCAGUUUACUUGAACCUGAACAACCUGGAGCCUCUGAACUACAUAGUCGCAUCGUGGGAUUAAAAGAUCAACUCGUAAAAGAAAAAGAUGAAUACGAUGACGCCCUGCAACCUAUUUUUGAAGAGAGUCUUCAAAACCAAGGGAGUUUGGAUAUUUUAGAGCUGAAUAGACUGAGACGUGCACUCAUGAUUGGUUCUCACGCUUGGGAUCAUCAGCUUUAUUUGCUAAACUCUCAACUCAAAAAAGCUAGUGAUGGCAAUGCUUCCAGGAGUCUAGAGACGCAGGAGCCUCCAAAGCCUGACCAUAGACUAAACGAAGGUGGAGAUGAAGGGGAAGGGAAAACUCAUUCUGAUGGAGAAGCUAACAACGGUGAUGAUAACAAACUCUCCCCUGGCUCUUCUCUCUCUGAGAGGAUAGACUCAGCAUGGUUAGGCUCGUUUCAUGAAAAAGCGGAGACAGAUUCUUCAGCUGUUAAUUCUCCACUCCGGAGGCUGGCCAAGCCAGUAAGAGUCCAGUCAUUCGACUCAGCGAUACGGUUUCAAGAAAGGAUCCAAAAGGGUUUGCCGCCAUCUUCUUUAUAUCUCUCAGGCAUCAGAUCUUUCCACGCGUCCGGCGAUUACAGGAACAUGGUGAGGGACCCCGUCUCCAACGUGAUGAGGACUUACUCACAGAUGUUACCUCUAGAAGUGCAGAAGCUGGAUCUCAUCGUUGGCUCAGCUCCUACUUACAUCUCUUCAGCUAGCCAGAUGGCUGAUGGGGCUCGGAUGUUGAUUCCUCAACGUGGCGUCAACGACAUUGUGGUUCCUGUGUAUGAUGAUGAUCCCGCGAGUGUUGUGUCAUAUGCUCUUAACUCCAAGGAGUAUAAAGAGUGGGUUGUUAACAGAGGCAUUGCUAAUAGUAGUACUAGUAACAAAGAGUCUGAACCUUCUUCUACGUUCUCCACGUGGCGUUCUCUAGGGUCGAUGGAUGUUGAUUACAUUCACCACGCGGUGUAUGGAUCAUCUCAGGAUGAUAAGAAGUCUCCGCAUUUGACUAUUUCCUUCAGCGACCGCUCUUCUUCUUCCUCUGGUGCAAGUGAAGGUAAGGUGAAGUUCUCUGUGACGUGUUAUUUCGCGACGCAGUUCGACGCUCUGAGAAAGACGUGUUGUCCGACGGAGGUGGACUUUGUGAGGUCGUUGAGCCGGUGUCAGAGAUGGUGUGCGCAGGGAGGGAAGAGCAAUGUUUACUUCGCCAAGUCAUUGGACGAGAGGUUUAUUAUAAAACAAGUAGUCAAAACGGAGCUUGAUUCUUUUGAGGACUUUGCAACUGAGUACUUUAAGUAUAUGAAGGAGUCUCUCAGUUCUGGGAGCCCCACUUGUCUAGCUAAGAUUCUCGGUAUCUACCAGGUCUCUAUUAAGCACUCAAAAGGUGGAAAAGAAACGAAAAUGGAUCUUAUGGUGAUGGAGAAUCUAUUCUACAACAGGAGAAUAUCAAGAAUCUAUGAUCUCAAGGGGUCUGCACGGUCACGGUACAAUCCAAACACAUCCGGAACAGACAAAGUUUUGCUUGACAUGAAUCUGCUUGAGACACUACGGACAGAACCAAUAUUCUUGGGAAGCAAGGCAAAGAGAAGCUUGGAGAGAGCUAUAUGGAACGACACUAACUUCUUAGCUACUGUGGAUGUAAUGGACUAUUCAUUGCUGGUUGGGUUCGACGAAGACCGUAAGGAGCUGGUUCUUGGAAUCAUAGACUUCAUGAGACAGUACACAUGGGAUAAGCACCUUGAGACUUGGGUGAAAGCUUCAGGGAUUUUGGGUGGACCCAAAAACGCUGCUCCAACCAUAAUCUCGCCAAAACAGUACAAGAAGAGGUUUCGAAAGGCCAUGACCACUUAUUUUCUAACGGUUCCUGAGCCAUGGAACUCCUGAUUGAGUAAAAGAAAGAACACCAUUUUUCAUCAUUCUUUUGUUUUACUGAUCUUGAUUUUUUCUUUUUACAAUAAAAAAAAAAGAAAUUGGUUUAAGUAGACGGAACAUAUAUACAUGUUGGGACCUGACUGAUUGAAUUUAUCCUUUUUUUUUGUUUGUUUGUUUGGUGUGUGUUGGUUUCUCUUUGAGUCUGGAGAAUUGUAUAUUGUAAUUAUUGGCUAAACUUAUGCCCCUCAGAUUGAAAGAAAAAUACUAAUGAUUUGCCUUUUUCUUA
Molecule: messenger RNA, 6779 nt
Organism: Brassica rapa (field mustard)
Lineage: Eukaryota; Viridiplantae; Streptophyta; Magnoliopsida; Brassicales; Brassicaceae
Product: putative 1-phosphatidylinositol-3-phosphate 5-kinase FAB1C
Biological process (GO): phosphatidylinositol phosphate biosynthetic process
Cellular component (GO): endosome membrane
Molecular function (GO): ATP binding; 1-phosphatidylinositol-3-phosphate 5-kinase activity
Source: RefSeq, a predicted model, not a curated record